UUCCUUGCUUUAAAUUCUCUGCAUGUGUUUCUAUUGCCUCUUCGUUUUCUAUUCCGUGCCACCACCCUUUGCAAUUGUCUCUCUGUCGUUUCCCUGCCCCUUGCGCCGAAACAACGACGUCAUCAUGUAUAAGGUCACCGUUGUUGGUAGCGGCAAUUGGGGCAGUGUUGCGGCAAAGCUUAUUGCCUCCAACACCCUUAGGCUUAACUCUUUCCAUGAUGAAGUGAGGAUGUGGGUAUUCGAGGAAAAAUUACCAAGUGGGGAGAAGCUCACAGAUGUUAUCAACAAAACCAAUGAAAAUGUCAAGUAUCUCCCUGGAAUCAAGCUUGGCAAAAAUGUAGUCGCAGAUCCAGACCUUGAAAAUGCAGUGAAGGAUGCCAACAUGCUAGUGUUUGUAACUCCACAUCAAUUCAUGGAAGGAAUAUGCAAAAGGCUUGCUGGGAAAAUAAGACCAGACGCAGAGGGGAUUUCUCUUAUCAAAGGGAUGGAAGUCAAGAAGGAAGGCCCAUGCAUGAUCUCUACUCUCAUUUCCAAAAGACUAGGAAUCAAUUGUUCUGUUUUAAUGGGGGCCAACAUAGCAAAUGAGAUAGCCAUGGAGAAAUUUAGUGAAGCAACAGUUGGAUAUAGUAAAAACAAAGAAGCAGCAGAGAGAUGGGUUCAGUUGUUUAGAACUCCUUAUUUCAUUGUGACAGAUGUCCAGGAUGUUGAAGGGGUGGAACUGUGUGGAACCCUGAAAAAUGUAGUGGCCAUAGCUGCAGGUUUUGUUGAUGGCUUGGAGAUGGGAAAUAAUACAAAAGCUGCAAUCAUGAGAAUUGGUCUGAAUGAGAUGAUGGUAUUUUCAAAGAUGUUGUUUCCAUCUGUUAAGGAAAGCACCUACUUUGAGAGCUGUGGUGUAGCUGACCUUAUCACAACAUGCUUGGGUGGAAGAAAUAGGAAAGUUGGUGAGGCUUAUGCCAGAUAUGGAGGGAAGAGAUCUUUUGAUGAGCUUGAAGCAGAGUUGCUUAAUGGCCAGAAAUUGCAGGGUGUCUUAACUGCACUAGAGGUUCAUGAGGUUCUAAGUGAUCGAGGAUGCGUACACAUGUUUCCUCUCUUCUCAGCAGUUCAUGCAAUCAGCGCAGGUCGCCUUCCACCAUCAGCCAUAGUUGAAAUCAGCAAUGAAAAACCCAGAAUUGCACAAAGCAGACUUUAGAUGCAUUUCUUUUUGAAAAUCACACGUCAACGAAGACCACAUCUACAAAGAUAGAAGGUCAUCACAUACUC
Messenger RNA from Cajanus cajan (pigeon pea), 1260 nucleotides. Its product is annotated as glycerol-3-phosphate dehydrogenase [NAD(+)]. Gene Ontology annotation, biological process: carbohydrate metabolic process; glycerol-3-phosphate catabolic process. Gene Ontology annotation, cellular component: cytosol. Lineage: Eukaryota; Viridiplantae; Streptophyta; Magnoliopsida; Fabales; Fabaceae. Gene Ontology annotation, molecular function: protein homodimerization activity; glycerol-3-phosphate dehydrogenase [NAD(P)+] activity; NAD binding. The record is from RefSeq and is a predicted model, not a curated record.